Trypanosoma grayi is the source of this 1506-nucleotide messenger RNA. RefSeq names its product putative protein kinase A regulatory subunit. The record is from RefSeq and is a predicted model, not a curated record. Bases 1 to 1506 code for a protein of 501 amino acids. NCBI's taxonomy places the organism in Eukaryota, Euglenozoa, Kinetoplastea, Trypanosomatida, Trypanosomatidae. The transcript has a single exon.
AUGUUCGUGCCCAACCAGAACCAGCUUUACGCGCUGUACAUGUUCCGAUGCGGCGAACUGCGCGUGGGGAAGCCAAACAAAGAGAUGCUCGCACUGCUGGCCGAGGACGAUCGGGCGUGGAACUUGCGGCUGAGGGAUGAGGCACGCGAGCGCGAAAUCUCCGUCGACGACCUGCAGGAGAUUGAGGCCGACACGGCAGAACGGCAGCGCGAACGGGAGGCGAUGGUACCGCUUGCGAUGCGCCGCGUGCUGCGCCUGGAGCCCGAAUGGUGCAGCAGCAGCUGCGUCAGUAGUAGUAGUGACGAUCGCGUGCACGUGGGGGCGCGUGGGGCGUUAGCGAUUGUGGAAGUGGCGCGCGAGCUGCCGUUCAUGGAAGUUCUCGAUCUCUCCAACCUCACCUCGCUGUACCUGGCGGACCCGUACCAGUGCGACGGCGUCACCGGCAACGACGUCGUCAAGGCGAUCUGCGGCAUGGCGGCCACGCACCCGUCGCUGCGCGUCAUUGACGUGGCGGGUCAGCCCAUCGGCACCCUCGCCGCACACAACUUCCUCGAGCUUCUUCGGUGCAACCGGCGCAUUCAGGAGUUGCGCUUUGACCGCGAGGAGGUCGACCACCGCCUGUUGGCGUACAUCGACAAGGAGCUCCGGCGCAACGCCACGACGCCNGAACCCGCCGCCGUCAUUGCGCGGCUGCCCGUCCUCGACAGAAAAACGGUUCGCGAGCAGCAGCUCCUGCGGCGGCUCAUGGAGACGGAGAUCGGCCUGUGCGGCAUCAUGUCGCCGGAAGAGAUGAGCGAGGCGGUGCUGCACGCGCGCACAAUGUCCACCACGGAGGUCGUCACGCGGUCGCGGGGGCUGCGCGGUGACGGCGUGCAUCUCUUCCUCCUCAAAUCCGGCGUGCUGCGCGCGGCGGCCGUGCCCCGCGGCUUUGAGCUCACGCGCGGCGACUUCUUUGGCGAGACGUACGCAGAUGUGCUGUUCAGUCAGGACCUGCUAGAGGAGGCGGUACGCGGCGUCGUCUACUGCAUCCCGCUCGCGCACUUGCGCCCCCUCUGCGAGGAAUGGGCGCGGCGCGUCGAGGCGUACUUUCCGAGGCUGCGCUACAGCGCGCUGCUGCAGGCGGUGGACGUAUGGACGCGGCUGCGGAUGUGCUGCUGUGCGGCGCCGCAUGAGUUCAGCGGUGGCGAGACGGCAAUUUCGCCCGGCGACGGUUUCAAGGGCCUCUUCCUCGUGACUGCCGGGACGUUCGGUGUUAUCGGUCGCACUUUGAACGCCCCGCGCGUGCGGGAGUUCGCCGUUGGGGACGUUUUCGGCGAGGAGGCCCUGUUAGCGCGGCGGCAGUGCAGCUCCGUGACGAUCGUGGCGGAGCGUGGCGAGGUGACGUGUGGCUGCCUCGUCGUGGCAGGCUGUGCAGCACGUGUGGUGGCAAGCCACCUGCGGCCAGUGCUGCUUGCGCUCGCCGCCACGUAUUCGCAGCACGAGGAGCUGCAGCCCAUCGCAAAGUAA